Molecule: messenger RNA, 378 nt
Organism: Cannabis sativa
Lineage: Eukaryota; Viridiplantae; Streptophyta; Magnoliopsida; Rosales; Cannabaceae
Exons: 2
Coding region: 1-378 (125 amino acids)
Source: RefSeq, a predicted model, not a curated record
AUGUUCAAUAAUCGAGAUUCUGAUAUUAUUUUGGGCAUCCCACUAAGCUCAAAUGUCUCCAUUGAUACAUGGUCUUGGGAGGGGGAAAGAACGGGCGAGUUCUCAGUCAAAAGUGCUUAUAGCAUGCUCCAACAACAAAAGCGUGCCGAAGAGAUGGCUGCAAACUCAGACAUCUGGCGACAACUAUGGCAAUUGAAGGUUCCCCCAAAAGUCAAAAACUUUUUGUGGAGAGCCGUUACAGCACGGGCCGGUUGCUAUGGUGGAAGAUAUGCAGUUGAAGUCAUUGAAGCCAUGGGGAUUAAAGAAGCUCUCAGUUGGGUAAAGACCAACAACUGGCAACAUGUUCAAAUUGAGACGGACAGUCUUGUUUCUGUAUAA